Molecule: messenger RNA, 11226 nt
Organism: Leucoraja erinaceus (little skate)
Lineage: Eukaryota; Metazoa; Chordata; Chondrichthyes; Rajiformes; Rajidae
Product: polycystin family receptor for egg jelly-like
Exons: 1
Coding region: 1397-9169 (2590 amino acids)
Biological process (GO): detection of mechanical stimulus
Cellular component (GO): membrane
Molecular function (GO): calcium ion binding; calcium channel activity; protein binding
Source: RefSeq, a predicted model, not a curated record
AUAUGGAGGUCGAAGUGUUGUAUAUGAAUGUGCAAAGUAUAAGAAAUAAGCUUGAGGCUCAGUUGACUAAAAAAUCUUGGUUAAAAUGAUAAGUUCUGAAGGGACAUCUAAAAGAGUGAGUGUGAGGGGCUUGAGGAAGGGAAUUCCUGAGCUCAGGAUCUAGACAUUGAAGGCACUGCCCUCAUUUGUAUUAAGGAUGUUUAUGAGGUGGAGAUGCACAGGAAUCUUGGAGGAUUUUAGGGCUGGGUGAUUUUUUAAAAAAUCCAAGUCAAUUCAGUGGGCCAGAAAUUUUCUCCUGCAGCCAUGAAGAUGCUCUGGGUAUUCCCGCUGAGUUACUCCAGCUUUAUGUUUAAUUUCAAGAGUUAAAUAAAAAACAGAGUGCUGGAGGAACUCAGCUGUCUAGGCGGGCGGCAUCUGUGGAGGGAAUGGAUUAGGAGUUGUUUCGGGACAGGGUUCUUCUGCAAUAGGAAGGAACUACAGAUCAAAGAUACUAGAGCGGAUACUAGUAUCUUUGCUGCAGAUCAGGCAUGGUAUUCUUUUGAUUUAAAUCGGAAUUCUGGUUUUAUUGUUUUCCUAUUUGUCCAUUUUUUGUGCCCUAUUAUUUGGAGGCCAAUCAACUGCUGUCUCUAAAUGGGUUGUGUCCAAUCACCCACCAGCUUCCCUUAAAAUUCCCGCCCAAUCAACAAAUCUGCCUACUCUCGUCCAAUCAGCCGCUGUCUCCAAGGGCAUUGUAUCCAAUCACAUAAUGCGCUGGUCACUAGGCGGACAAUCAGACCGUCUCCGAGGGGUCUUUUGAUCAAUCACUGACCUGCUUCCCUCACGGAAGCAGAUGAUGGCUGCAGCCAACACACAGAGAGAUAUGCAAGAAAACAGCUAAGACAUAUAAUAUUCACAAUAAACAAGCUAUGCAUUCUUGUACUCUUACAUGCGCAUGACCGCAUAUUUUUAAAAAUCCCCUUCCCAACCUCAGCCUGGUAAGGGAUGUUAACCGGGGACUUACGGAGGGCACGGUCUCUGCGGAAAUGGGUGGAGAUGGGAAGAUGUGGCUAGCGGUGGGAUCCCGUUUUGGUCGGAGGGUUUUUGACACCUGACCCGAGUCAAUCAUGUGUCCGCACUCAGGACAUCGCGGUGUUGUGGAUUGGAGUAGUUGGGCCCUCCGAGCUCUGGAAAUUGUGGGGCCAUUAAUUCCCUGUAGUGAUGCCACGAUUCCCGAGUUUCUGUGACGUCACGCCCCCAUAGUGACGCCACGGUACCCAGGUUUACGUGACAUCACGGCCCCCACGUGCCCGUUCCCGGGGGUCAUGACGCCACGGUACCCGGGUUUCCGUGACGCCGCGCUCCGGGGCGGUUCCCUCCGGAUCUUUGGUUCCCUCCAACGGUUGUGGAGCUCGGGCCGAUGCUGGCGCUCGGGCUGCUGCUGUGGGCCGCAGCGACACGGGCCACAGAGGCACAGACCGCUCCGCCUCUCAAUCCGCCCAUUGUGGUGCACUGUCCGUCCGGGGUGAGCCACAGGCUGGACUCGGAGGUGCGCUACACGUGCCUGUGGCAGUUCGCGCUGAUUCUGUCCUUCGAGCCCAGCCCUGGCACCGACGACAGCGGGUCCGCCCCAAUCGUCAGGUGGUUCGUCGACGAUCAAUUAGUGGCGAUGAGCUCACGAUGGUCGGGCCGCCAGAGAUUGACCUGGGUGCCGCUCGGCCCGGGCAUCAAGUUGACCUACGAGUCGGUCUCCUGCCCCGACUGCAUCUACCGGGAUGUAAUAAUCCACCUCGAGCACCUGAACGUCCUAUUCUUCCGCCUGCGGCCCGGCAACUCCCCGCUCGUCCCGCUGGUCUGGUGCACAAACCUCCGCAGCGCGGUCUGGAGCUACCGCCUGAGCUGCGCCGGGGCCACGCCCAGCUCCAUCAGCCGGGACGGCGACAGCCCCGACCAGACGCCGAUCGACCACCUACCCGACGACAAACAGGCCGAGUGCUCCCCCCGCUUCCUGUUCGAGGCCGAGGUGCUCUUCCCGCAGCCGGGAAACUACUCGUGUAGCCUGGACGUGGCCGGCGCCCCUUUCAACGCUCUCCGGGUCUCUAUCGAGGUCGGCAUGGCGAUGACCCUCCUGCUGAGCGCCCGCACCGCUGCCCUGCCCCGGGAGCGGACGUUGAUAGUGUCCUGGCAACUGUCGGCCAGGGCCGGCAUCUUCUCCUACCAGCUAGCCGCCCGCCCGCUCGCCCCCAGCUCCUGGACCCUGACUUACCACCCCAACGCUGUGGCCGUUCAGCUCUGCCCCUGCACCUGGCCCCACAGCAGCCAGUGUGUGGCCCAGUUGCUCUCGCUGCUGGACCGUUCGGUUGACCUCAGAGUUUCCACCACCACCAUCACCUUUCAGGGCGGGUCUGUGCAGUUCCUUAACAGUGGCAGGCUCAUCCGGCUGACACCCGACCCCAACACUCCAGGGACUGUCUUCUACUACAUUGGCUCCAGCAAUCAGCUGUACUACUCCAGAAUAGAUGGUCCACCUGGAAGCCACAAGCACUUCCUCUUCAUCAGAGCUGAAGAAAUCAACCAUCUCUUACAGAUAGAUUACAGCAGCCCCCAGCAGUAUACACUCACCGUCCAACUCUACUUGAACCUAGAAGGGAACAUUUACAAUUCUUUAAAGGGUCUGAAUGUCAGUCUCUCGCUGUUUAACAGUGGCCCCAAAAGAAUAGGUAAACAAGCUAAUGUGGUCUGGUUCAUUCCCCGUCAGCAUCCUGCCCUGCAGUGUGCUUGGAACUUUAGACUGACCAUUGAUAACAAAGUCAGCUCACAUGGUUAUAAGCAGAUGGUUAAGGAUGCACAACGGUAUAUCCCGGAUAUCCAGCUACCCUUUGACCCCAAGCAAUAUUGGGGUUACUUGUACAAGGUAUAUUGUUCAGCUUCUGGGGAUAAGCUGAUCCAGAUCAAUGCAAACAUUGGUACUUAUAGUCCCGCCCCAGUGGACUCCAUUCUGCUCUGCCUCCUGGCACGCUGCCAGGUGCCCUCGCCCACCAUAGAUAUUCCACCUCCUCCUUACACCAUUACCCAGAGCAGCAAAGGCACUGCUCUGGAUAUGUAUGGAAAUGCUGGCUUACACUGCGAUAAAAUUAAAUCAUUGACCAUCUCUUGGAAGGUUUAUACUAUGGCAGACAGGGAUUCAGAGCCAAAUUGGGCUCAUAGUGUGCCGCUCCCGCCCAGUGUACGCACCACUACUGCCACCCUGCACCUACCCAGAUUAAGUUUAGAUUAUGGAUUCUAUCGCCUCAUCCUGAAUGUGAUAAUUUCCACUACAGAUCCCAAUUUGCCGUUCCUCAACAACUCAGCCCAAGCCUCUGUUGAAAUAACUAAAAGUGCACUGUUUGCAGUGAUUGCUGGGGGCUCUUUUAGGACAGUUGGUUUGGAGGACACCAUCACACUGGAUGCUUCCCUGAGUGCUGAUCCUGACUCACCCCAUCCGCUAGUUGGAUUGAACUUCUCUUGGUAUUGUACAAUGAAACUCUCAGACUACAGCACCAUGACACUCUCUGCAAAGCAAUAUUGUCAUCGUGGUAACCUUGCACUUAAAUGGAACCCCUCUACACCCCAAACUUUGGUCUUCCUUCCCCACACGCUGGCCCUGAAUAAGAGCUUUCACUUCCGAGUGGUAGUUCAGAAAGACACAAGGACCAGUUACUUUGACCAAACCAUCAGAGUCCUCCCUAGCUUUGUGCCAAAGAUGUUAAUAACUUGCAUUGAGAAUUGCCAAAGGUCCUUGUCACCAACAGAUCGUUUCAUCUUGGCUGGGGUUUGCUCCAAUUGUCCAGAUUCCAGUCAGAUGAAGUACCAAUGGAAUCUGCUUUCAAGGGACUCAGCCUCUGAAGUGAAAUUCGAUUGGUCAUCAGAAAGUCUCACUGGAAACUCCAUGAAUUAUGUGUCUUUGAAUCCCUCAUCGUUUAUACACUUGGUCGAUGAGUGGUAUACAUUUGAAUUGAAAGCCACCACUUUCAUUGGUUCCCAAAGUCUCAACAGAUACAACUUUUACGUCAACUCCCCCCCAAAGGAUGGACACUGUGGUAUCACCCCAAAUUACGGAUGGGCCCUUCAUACUAAUUUUACCUUAACAUGCUUGAAAUUUCAGGACAAAGAUCCACCCCUCCGUUACAAGGUGAUUGCGAAAACGUACUAUCCAACUGGCAAUAUUGAUAGUCUGAAGAACAACAUUUUGGGUGUAAUUGUAUACUUUGGAUUUAGGCCAAAACUUACAACCUUUUUCCUUCCCGUGGGGAGCAUCUUUGGCAAUAAUGUUCUGAUUUUAGCUAUCCAAAUAUUUGAUAAACAGAAUGUCUAUACAAGAAUCAACCUUAAGGUCAAAGUAUAUGAUGUCCCAUUUGAUCCAAUUAAGAGAUCCAUGGUGGAUCAUCUAUCCAGCUUUGUGGAAGGAAAGAAUGCACUUUUGACGACUCUGCUUCAUGAAACAGAUUAUCUGAGAGCAAACAGGCUGCUUUACAUCGUUGCUUUCACUCUGAAUUCUAACACCUUCACGGACAAAGACAAGGCCAAGGUCAUUAAGCUACGUGAAACUCUUCUCAAUGUUUCUGCCAGCAUUCCGGUCACAUCCCCCUUCCUUAUUUAUCAAAUAUCUGCAUCAAUCUUUGCGGCAGCUGAAAAGGAGGAUGAAGUCAAUCAAAAUGCCCAGCGCCUUGCUUCCACAAAACUGUUAGAACUUUCGUUGGUUCUUCUGAACUAUACGGAUGAAGCCUUGAUUCUCUCCGAUAGUGUUGAGCAGUUGGCUUGCAGUAUUCUGACCGCGGCCUCCACUGUGAUGGCUGCCUUUACCUUCCAGUUUUCUGCUCAAGGCUCUGCAAUGGUCAUCCCUCUAACCAAAAAUCAGCAGCAGGUGGUAGCUGAUAUAUUCCCUACCCUAAGGAUUUUGACAGAAGUAGUGUCUCGCAGCAAAGUCCCUGGUCAAAAAGAUACAACAAUGACAACUAGCCAAUGGGAAAUAACUAUGAGAAAAGUUGAGAAAGGCAACCUUGAGGAUUCCUUUCUUUCUGACCUGGAUUGUGCCAAUUGCUUUUACCCAGUAACAGAGGAAAGUGGGAUGGGAGCGACACAGCCGGUGACCUCUGUAAUAUAUAAGUUUGAAAAGAAUCCUUUGCCGUGGCUUGGGAAUGCAGAACACAUUGUUACAGAUGUGAAUGCCUUCCACACAACUACUCUGGAUAGCAAUGGAAGUGUGGUAGACUUGGUCACCAAACAAACAGAGGCCCUUAUGGUCAGAAGGGAUGUUAUGUUCGUUCAAAGAAUUAAAUUAAUAAAAGAUCCCACAUCAUUUAAUAUGAUCAGAGCUGUGUUCAGGAUUGUAGUGAGCUCCACCUCAGCUACAGAAGUCUUCCUCCAGUUAACUAUGGAUUUGAAUCCUGUCUUGACAGUUAGCAUUUACUCAGGGAAGGCAUUUGCUGACCAGGUUCCAGCUCAGAAACAUAUUAUUCCACAGUGUGAGUCAGUCCCAACUCCACACAGAGGUGUCCAUAUACCGGAUCCUUAUAUCAUCAUGAUCCCAAUCAAUCUGUUCCAGAUAAAUGAAACUGACCCUAAGCGUAGCAGAUACAUAAGCGUCAUUGUUGAAACAAAGUAUAAAAAGCCGCGAGCAGUUAUUAAGGAGGGGCUUGUGAUCUCUGUUUUUACUGUGAGCUGUCUGUCUUUCCAAGGGAAGGCUGACAAUUGGGAUUCUGCCUCUUGCACAGCAGGCCCUCUUACAAACAGUGAAAAGGUACACUGCAUCUGCAGAAAUGUUUACAGUAACAAAACCAAGAGGAGCCUGAGCUUGAAGUUUCCCUGGUUCCUGGCUGCCAGUAUCUUGGUCAUGCCCAAUGCUAUUGAUUUGUAUGAAAUUGGAGAACUAAUUGUCACCUUGCCAAAGAAUGUAGUGACACUAAUUACAGUUUUAAUCAUUUUCCUCAUCUACUUCUUAGUGUUUUGGUGGGCAUGGAGAAAACGUGAGAGCGACAAGAAAAAAAUAAUUAUUCAUCCUGACAAUGACCCCUGUGAUGCCGCUCUUUACUUGGUGACCAUUUAUACAGGGGGCCGACUUAAUGCUGGGACAACGGCAGAUGUCUUUCUGAUUCUGGUCAGCAUGUCUUCUGAGAGCAAUGCUUAUCUUCUCCGUCACCCGGAUCAUCAGACUUUCCAAAGAAGUAGCGUGGACACCUUCCUGCUCACCGCCAAAAUUGAUCUAGGAGAGCUUACCUUAAUCAGAGUCUGGCACAAUAAUGUUGGACACUCGCCCUCCUGGUAUCUCAGCCGUGUAAAGGUGCAAAAUGUGUUAACUAGACAGCAAUGGCACUUCUUCUGCAGAAAGUGGCUAGCUACCAUGAAAGGUGAAGGUCUAUUGCUCGGCACAUUUCCAGUUAGUAGUACUGGUAACCUUUUGAGGAGACAGGAUGUCUUUUUCAUCGAAGUGUCCAGCAGGAUUGAGAAAGAACACUUGUGGUUCUCUAUCUUUGCCCUCCAUGUUGACGAGUCCUUCACCAGGAUUCAGCGGUUGUCCUGCUGUUUGGCUAUGCUGUUGUGCAGUCUGCUAACCGGCAUUGUGCUCUUCCAAGUAGAGGAACAGAAAGAAUUUUGGUACAAAGUAAGGAUUUCUCUUGCGAUUGCAGUUGAAAGUGCAUUGGUGAUGAUCCCUGUUGAGCUCUUAAUAUCUGGUCUGUUUGUAUAUGCACAAAGGAAGGGUGAAUCCUUAUUGGUGGAGGAAGACCAAGACGUUGCCGGCAAAUCAAAUGACAAUAUCAACGUGAAAUCAAAUUGGAGAGAGAGGUUGAAGUACUGGUACUUGAUGGACAAACCAGUCAGUGAAGCUGAAGAAAUUCCCGAGAAUGUGGUGGAUAUGCCAACGUAUGAGCACUACAAUUAUUUAUCCUAUAUUGCGGGUAAGGAUAACAUCCUUGACCCCUCAGCUAAAGAAAACAACAACUGUGUCAUUCCGCAGUCUGUGGCAGAUCAAAUUUCGAAGGAGGAGGAUGUGGAAGAAAUGGGUGGUAGAGAGAAGAAGGCUACAAUAAAGGCCAAACAAUUGGCAAAGCCUCAUCAAGUUAGAUCUGCAAGACAGGAGAGACCGAAAGGUAGAUUUCAUCUAUCCAAAAGCAUAGGACCAAGGAUAUUUUCUCAGUGUCUCAUGUACCUUGCGUGGUGCAUUGUUUGGUCAGUGUCAAUUGUGUCUGCAGUGUUUAUCGUACUCUAUGGACUAUCAUAUGGUGUACAAACCUCUUGGUUAUGGCUGAUUGCUUCUACUGUUUCCUUUCUCCAGAGCAUUUUCAUUCUGCAGCCCCUGAAGAUUAUGGCCUUUGUUGCUCUUUUUGCCUUGAGCCGCAGACGGUCUAGGGAGAUGGACUGGUCUAUAGGAAUACAGGUGCUGACGAUUAGUGCAGAUAACCUUCCCAAAAAUGACAGUGACUGUCUCUAUUUAGAACCCCGAGUCAGAAAGCAGUACAGGCCACUAGAAGGUGAUGAGCUCAUAUUGGUCAAGAAGAAAGCGAUGAUCAAACAUCGCGCAUUUGUGCUGUGCAGACGGAUGUUGUUGCAUCUGAUUUUCCUUGGACUCCUGCUGCACUCAGUGUGCUUUGCAGAUUACAAUAAUGCUUACUAUUACAACAACAUCAUUCAGCAAAAAUUUUCGGAAAAUCUGGAGGACGUUAACACAGUCCAAGAGUUCUACAGCUGGAUGAAGGACAUUUUCUUGCCCUUGAUUCACAUUGACUCAUAUCUGUAUUUAUUUAAUGACACCAACUCCGUGAUCAUAGGGUUGCCGCGAAUGAGGCAGAUCAGAUCCAAACAAAGAUCAGCAGAUUGCUUUAUAAAGGUCAAUGAAUUGUCCAUCAUACUGGGUAAAUUCCGUUGUCGACCCUUGUUUAAUAUUAAACAGGAAGACACCAAGAAUUACAAUGGUUCCUGGGAACUGUCGAUUGAAAGUAUUUCCAUGAAGGACUCGUUAGAAUACACUGGUUGGUUGUACGAAGCAAAAGAUUCCCCUUGGUUCUAUAAUACACGAGGGGAAUAUCAUCAAUAUUCAUUGGGGGGCUACUCCAUAUACUUCUCCCCAUCUAACUUACAGACUUCAUUAGAAAGAUUAAUGAUCCUCCAGAAUCACAGCUGGGUUGACAGGAGCACAUGGGUGGUGGUCAAUGAACUCACUGUUUACAAUGCAAACGUUGACUUAUUAUGCAGCAUUUCGCUAAUUGUGGAGACAAUCCCUCUCGGUGUGAUCAGCAAGACGUUGUCGGUGAAAUCCUUUUCCCUUAGGCUCUUUAAGAGAAGUGAAACAAACUGGAUCUUCAUUAGCAUUCUCUUCAUCUUUUUCCUUGUCAUAUUUGUCGUACAAGAAUUAAGGACAAUGAGACAGAAAGGAUACAUGUACUUCCAGAAACUGGAAAGUCUUACUAACUUGAUCAUGACUUUAUUGCUGCUGAUAGCAAUAGUUCUUAACGUAGCCAAAUUUUUAUUAUCACAGAGUAUGUUGAAGUUCUACGAGAAGAAUCCAACCUCAUUCAUAGCUUUCCAUGUCAUUUCUGCCUUGGAUCAGCUGCUCAGAAUUAAUGUGACUUUCCUAGUCUUUGUCACAAUUGUGAAGUUGCUUAGGUAUGCACGGUUCCUCUACUAUGUACGUCUCGUUCAGGAGGCCAUUAGGGUCUACCUACCUGCUCUCAGCUCCAUGGCUCUGCUAAUGAUUGUGUGUUCACUUAUUUUUAUAUUUUUGGGGUACCUGCUCUUUGGUCAGUUUGAUAAGAAUUUCAAUACAUUCAUUCAUGCAGCACAGACCAUUGUGUCAUACUACACAGGAGAAUUUGACAACACAGAAUUUCCCUCGAAUAGGGUUAUUGGUGGCAUCUACCUGGUAAUUUUUCUCUUUAUUAUAAACAGUAUCCUCAUAAAUCUUUUUGAAUCUGUGGUCAUCCUGUCUUAUGGAGAUAUGAGACAAGUCAUUCAUGAAAAGCCAGCUGAGGAGGCAGAAGCGGCAGCCUUUAUAGUGCAGGAAUUUCGACGUGUGUGGUAUGCAUUGUGGAGGAAAACUCCCCCAGAAGGUGGCAAUGAGUUUCUCUCAACUUUGCUUUAUGGAAGUGGCUCCAAAAGAACUUAUGGGUUAAAAUGGAAGAAACUUAAAGGGAAGAAGGAGAAUUAUCUAUUUAUUUGAUUACCCAAACCUGCUGACUAAGAAUCCAACAGGGAUGGACUCCUAAGAAAUGGAGGAAAUGUAGGCAGGUAACAGUCAGUUCAAAAUACUGCUUUAUUUUUAAGGUGGUUUUACUUUGGUAUAGGCAUUUAACCAGUUUCAUGAGUGGCAGAUAGAUAGUUUCAGUUAUGCAUGGGUUAAUUUAUCUGGAAUUAGCAAAUAAUUCCUCUGACAUCAUGUAGUUCACUCUGAUAAACUAUGAUAACUGCCACAGUCUGCAGCUGUUCCACACACUGGUAGAGCAAUAUGUACAGGCUUAAAUGUUCAUGGAGUUUAUUUAAUUAACACCGAUAAAAUAGUUUCAAGAUGUUAUCCAGUUUUCCUGUAAUUGAAUCAAUGCUCUCAACUGUUUACGGUGACAAAUUAUUGCAAGUUUCAUUCGCUUAAAUCCUUCCUUAAUUUUUUCCAGCAACUGUGUGAAUUGCUUAUUUGUUUUAAACCUUCAUCGGACCAGUUGUAGAAUUGGAGUUCGUUACGAAUUCAUAAUUUUAAUUUAUCAAAAAAUAACAACUACUCCAAGGUGAAGAAGAAAAUUAGCCCUAAAAAAGAAAUAGAGCAUCCCUAUAUUUUGAUGUCUGAUUUAAUUUUUUUCAGUUGUAAAAUAUAAUAGCCAAUCAGAACCCCUGGGUGAACCAUUCAGAAACAUCAUUCUGGAAGCUUGAAUAAGAGAUAUCAGGUUAACAGGUAGAUUAAUAGAUUGGUACGAAAACAGACAAAUAGGGGUGCUAAAUUAGACAUACACUUUUCUUUUACCUUUAAUAUAUAUAUAUAUAUAAAUAUAAUAUAAUCUAUUCCCACAUGCUAAAGAUAUUUUGCUUAUGCUGGUGGGUAACAUUUGAAUUAGGUGGGAAAGGAACAGAGCAUGUGAGAAACAGCAUGUUUAGUAAUAAAUGGUCAGUGUGGGGAUGCUGGGUUGAACGGCCUGUUUCCAGGCUGUAUGACAAUAUACCAAUGACAGAGUGCAUGAAGGAAGCAGUGCUGGAUCUAGUUAUGGGACUUAAGUGAAUCAAUUGAAAUUUCACCAGGAGAGCAUUUGGGGAGCAGUGAUGGAAAUGUCAUUAUUAGUGUAGUUUCAUGUCACAGUGAAUAUUAAAGUUCUAAAUGUACUCAAGUCUAGGUGACUAGUUUAAUUAGUUUCAGCAGGGAUAUAAUCUAGGUGGAUUAUAGUUAUAUUUUUAGGCUAUGGCAGCUCAUUCCAAAUAGUUCCAAAACAGUUCCAAUUAUUUCAUAUAACUAGCCCUCCAGUUCUAUAGAUUUCUCCACCCUACAACCCUCCCCAGGGUCCUACCAUUCACUCUUUUUGACCUGCUCUUGUUUAAUUUACCAAAAUGCAUCACCACUUUUGGCUGAGUUAAAAUCCAUCUUCCUUAUUUUGCCCACUUUGCCAGUUGAUUUUGAUCAUAUUGUAACCUUAGACAACAUGCAUCACUCUUCAGCAUGACCAGUUUUGGUGGCAUCUGCAUUUUUUCUGUUCAUGCCACAUAUUCUUAUCCGAAUUGUUAAGGUAUAUAACUGGCAAUUAUGGACCCAGCACCAAGCCCUGACACACUCUGGCCACAGGCCUCCAAUCUGAACAACAAUCUUCCAUUACCACCCUACGCCUCCUAAUAUUAAGCAAAUUUUGUACCCAGUUUGUUAUCUCAGCCUGUAGUUCUGUUGCUUGGCUUUGUAAUCCUUAAAUCCUCCAGAUGUAUGGUGUACCACCUGUGGCUAAUGUAGAUGCAAUAAUCUGUGCCUGGGCACCAAUAAUCUCAUUUGCUUCCCACCAUGUCCCAGGAUACAUUUGUUCAGGCCCUGGAUAUGUAUCCACUUUUAUAUGCUUCAAGAUCACCGACACUUCCUCCUGCUUAAUGUUGAUAUGCUGUGGAUGUUACUGUUCCCUUUGCUGAACUUGCAAGCUUCUGUGUCUUCUCUCCCUGGCAAAUAAAAUGAAAAAUAUUCAAGACAUCACCCAUCUCCUGCACUUUAAUGAACCAGCUAUACAAGUCUUUGGUGAGAUCAUAUUUGUAAUACUGUUG